UAAGGUCACAUGUAAAAAACUGUUUUAGCAGGAAUGUAGUCAGACAGGUCCAUACAAAUCACCUAGUCUGCCUGGCUGCACACACAAACACAGUAGGUACAAAUGAAACACGCCCACUAAUUGACAACAUUUCAGAUGUUUCAACUAAUUUCUCUGAACUUUGGCCUCCCAGCUAACACAACUAUCAAAAGUUUAGGUAACUAGCAUAUGGUGAACUUUGGCUGAAAAAUCAUAACUACAGAAUCAAACUGCAAGUCAGCACUGACUCUACAUUGCAUGCACUAAAGUUCCUCUCUCUGUUAAUAUGGAGGCCUUUAUGGCCAAGCAGAAACUUUCAGGAGAGAAGUCAGGGCACAUUUACAAUUCAAACAAAAACUGACAUUGAGUGUACUUGUAGAAGGGUUCCAGCUGGCUGGCUCUUGGAAGUCCGUUGUACAAGCAUUAUUACUACAAAUACCUGUGGAACAGUGAUGUCCUUUUUUUUUAAACUGAAGGGACUCCAUGAGAUGUAAUCCACUGUCAGUGCCGGAAGUCAUUGCACUUGUUUCUGAAGAGAAAAGUUGCCCAAGCCCUGCUACUGUGUAAAAGAGUGAGUUGACAAACAGUACUUAAUGGUGAAGCAAGAAGUCCUUAAGAGGAUGGGCCAACCACAGAAGCCGUAACUCCAGGAAACCACUCUAAACCCAACAGAUUGCUUACAACUUUAAUGAAGACUGCUUCCUCCUGUGAUUAUGAAGCUACAUUUACGUAAUAUACGACACUAUGCUGUGUGCAGUUCACCAGCAGACAAAGAGGGUUAUUUAAGUAAAAAGGGAGAGGUGAACACCUCCUACCAGAGGCGCUGGUUUGUGCUACGGGGCAACAUACUAUUUUAUUUUGAUAAAAAGGGGGAUCGAGAACCCCUGGGGCUCAUCAUCUUGGAAAAUGCAUCGAUUCAGCUGUGCGAGUCAGAUGAAGAACAUGCUUUCUCAAUAGUGUAUGAUGGGCCAGCAAAGCGCACCUAUAAGCUCGCAGCCGAUGACCAGCAAACUCUAGAAGCCUGGCUAAAGGUGUUGCUGUCAUCCACACACUCUUACAUUCAGAUGCUCGUUAAAGACCUUAAAGCUAGGUAUGAAGAAGCCUUCCUCACCACAGGGAGUGACCGGUCCCACCGCCACACAGUGCCAGGCAUCGGUAAUACAUGGGACAAUGUGGCGUACCUAAACAUAGACUGUGCUAGCAGUGCUGUAAGCAUCAAUGCCACACCAGACCUAGUUGGAAGAGAAGGCCGCAGCUACAGCAUGAACUGCAUAUCAAUGGUGCCAUCCAAGCCUCCAAAAAAAGGAUCCAAGCCCUGGUCCAAGCGCCCAGUCACACAGCGACCACAAUCAGAUAAUGUGCACACCACCUUACCAGUGCCACAGGAUGAACACUCCUUUCUCCUGGAGAACUUUUCUGUGCUUCAUGAAAAGUUUGGAUCAGAAAUUAAGGAGCUGCGCCGACAGUGGCAGGAAAAGAAAUGUCUAGAUACAGCAGUUGCAGUGCGGGAUUUGAUAGACUUAAGCUGAUUCAGAGAUGAGUUUUCAAAAUCUGGUGCCUUGCCUGCUGCAUUGAAUCACAAUUUGCCAAACAAAUUAUUAUCAGUUUUAUCUAUGGCACAAUGUACUAUCUGAAAAGAUGUAUGUAUUUGGAACUACUCCCUUAGCAUUAGGCUCGAAGCAGACACCACAAUAAAAAUGCUCGAGGUAGUCAUUAUGCAACAGACAGAUGAUAAUGCAAUAACGCAUAAUUAGUGGAGUUUGAAUAACCCAAGGUAGUAGACGGGACUUGAUGCUUAACAACCAAAAACUGCAAAUAUCCUAAUAUGGCUGUGGCAUUGCUAAAGUAAACUGGCAAGCCACUGAGUCAUACUCUGAGUUCACCCUCUGCACCAUCACUUACUCAUGAAUAACAAAAUAAUGUAUACAAAGUUUGCAUCUUCAAUGAUCGGUAACACUGAGGUUUCACCAUUGUGUGAUGACCUUUGGAGCUCCAUGCUGGUUAUUCUGUAUUUGUGUGGAUUUAUCUGUGUUCAGAGUUACCUCCUUUCUAGUGAUGCUGCCUGGAAUGAUAGUGGACCCCUGUCUUCAAUGGGUUGUUUAUGCCCCCCCCCCAAAACAAACAAACCUUCAGGACAUUCUUUACAUUGAUGUCUGGGCACUGACCUGCUUUGAUUAACCUUAGGCCAUAGCAAAUACCAUGCAAGUCAUUCAAAUCACUUUACUAAAGCAGAAACAUAUUUUGUUGGAACCCAAGCGCAGACCAUGACUUGUUCCACCCAUCACUUGUGUGCUGGAUACCAAAAUGGCAUUCUUGUUUAGGAUGUCUAGACUUGUGGAAGAAUGUCAGUCUUUUUUGGGCACCUGUAACAAUGCCAUUCAAAAGAAACUAACUUUUUAAACCCGGCAAGCCUGCUAUGUAUGUAAUUUAUUUGUUGUAAUUAGGUCCACCUUGGAAAAUGGGUUUUCAUCCCACUAACAUGUCUGUUUAUCUGCACUGUUAUAGACUUUAAUAAAUAAGCUGUUUUUACAAAUGGUUUCACCUCACUGAGCCAGCCAAAUAUAAUUUAAUUUUAAUUUGA
Messenger RNA from Protopterus annectens (West African lungfish), 2599 nucleotides. RefSeq names its product sesquipedalian-1-like. The transcript has 2 exons. Gene Ontology annotation, biological process: endosome organization; receptor recycling; retrograde transport, endosome to Golgi. Gene Ontology annotation, cellular component: recycling endosome; trans-Golgi network; early endosome. The record is from RefSeq and is a predicted model, not a curated record. Lineage: Eukaryota; Metazoa; Chordata; Ceratodontiformes; Protopteridae. Bases 732 to 1547 code for a protein of 271 amino acids.